Macrobrachium nipponense is the source of this 2124-nucleotide messenger RNA. RefSeq names its product neural-cadherin-like. NCBI's taxonomy places the organism in Eukaryota, Metazoa, Arthropoda, Malacostraca, Decapoda, Palaemonidae. Gene Ontology annotation, biological process: homophilic cell-cell adhesion. Gene Ontology annotation, cellular component: plasma membrane; catenin complex. The coding region runs from base 1 to 891 and encodes 296 amino acids. The transcript is spliced from 7 exons. The record is from RefSeq and is a predicted model, not a curated record. Gene Ontology annotation, molecular function: cadherin binding; calcium ion binding.
AUGCCCUUCCUGGCUACAGUCCCAACCCGUCUCCUAUCGGAAUCAGGGACGGUCCCACUCGAGUUUACGCAGCCCCACUACUGUGCAGUCCUUAGGGAGGACGCGAAGGUGACAGAUGCCGUACUGAAUGUGAAAGCGGUUCAUAAGCAAGGAGCGUCCAUUCGAUACAGCAUCGCAGAGGGCAACGGUGACGGCCUGUUCACCAUCGACCAGAACACAGGACUGAUCGCCCUGGCCGCCGCCCUCGACUAUGAAUCGAGAGAUAAGCACGAACUGGCCAUCUCAGGGGAGGCUGAGGGCCACACGGUACAAACACUCGUCCAGGUGAGGGUGGCUGAUGUCAACGACAACCCUCCUUACUUCGUCAGCCCGGAUCCAAAGGUCACAGUCGUUGAGGAGGAGGAUCGCCAUCUACCUACGACGCUCAUGAAGGUGGAAGCGAGAGACAGGGACAGUCUCGAUUACCAGGGUCUUCUGUAUACGGUCCGAGGAGACGGGGUGGACGGGUAUAGGCCAGGGGAGGCCUAUUUUACCGUAAAUUCCCUCACUGGCGAACUCAUACAGCAACGGGCCCUCGAUCGCGAUCCCCCCGAGGGGAAGUCCGUGUGGAAGGUUCGAGUGCAGGUCCGCGAUGCCAGGCCCUUUGGAGUCGACCUCGAAACAAACGAGGAGUCGUUCCCCCGAAUCAUCUCUCGAGUUUCACCCUCGGGUCGCUGGAUGCGCCUGGGAUGCAAAAACUCCCCUUCGGAAUGUGGGGAAGGCGGAAAAAGAGGGGAGAGAGUGAAGGUAGGAUUGAGGGAGACGGCGGAAAGGGGAAAAGAGAUUCGCACCGAAGGAGAUCUAAGGAGGAGCAGAGGGAAUCGACCAGAAAACCGAGGCAAAGGUCAGUGAGGAAGAAGGCGAAAAAUCUCGUAAAAGAAAAACAAUGCCCGAAAAGAUUCCCCGCCCGUCGCACGCGGGGCGGGGAGAACCCCCCCUCCGCCGAAAGGAGAAGGGUGGAAAAUGGCGAGAAGACGCGUCGCGAGAAAAGAUCUAAUGGCCAACGUAUGUUCCCGAGGGGCCAUUUCUCUGAUGCUGAAUGGAAUGAGAGAAUUAUACAUUCCAAUAAAUUCUCCCUGAGCCAUAGAGGAUUUCGCCUGAUCACUUACACGCCAGACGAAGCCGAAGGAAAAGAAGAAGAGGAAGAAGAAGAAGAAAAAGAAGAAGAAGAAGCGAAGCGACGAUCGCAUCAAUUCUCCCUCGCUCACAUUCGUCAGUUUCUUUCUGCAGUCGAGGGGGAUAAGCCAGGGGACGCCGCCCGCCAGAAGAAGAAUUGUCGCGAAGUGGCAAAUGAAAGAGAGACGAAAAAGGGGCGUUCUAGCGGAACGGGUCCGAACGGCGGCGGGAAAGGCGAAGAAGAAGAAGAUUCAGGAUCUCCCGCCGGGAACGUGCCUGACGGUGCGACUCGAUCUUCCAGCGAAGGGACGACGUCAGGCGCAGGUCGUAAAUCUUGUAUUACGGACAGCCAGGCGAGGAGAAUGAAACCAGAAGUGAGGCGGCGUGUUGGAAAGAAGAAUGAGAGAAACAACGACGCUCUUCCUUUCUUAAAGAGGAGGGAAAGGAGAGUAGUUCCCGAUGAGACAGUCGACGACCCAUACCAGUCGGAGGACAGUGUGGAAUUAGAGGGCGACUGUUAUUUCAACGACCCUUACCACUCGAAGGGCAGGAACGUCACGGUGGGGUCUUCCGACCCCUGGUCCAACGCGGACAUCAGCGCCUACGGCAUAGGAGGCAGGACAGGGCGCGUUCACCUGGUCGAACCACUGUCACGAUCGUCGUGAAGGACAUUAACGAUAAUUCUCCCAUUUUCCCAAAUGCCUCCAUGUUUGCCGAAGUUCAGGAAAAUGGACCCAUAGACCUCCCCGUCAUCACGGUAUCCGCAACCGACGUCGAUGAUCCUGACGAAGGGGCGAACGCGAGACUCCGGUACUCCAUAGAGAGGAACGCCCUUCAGGAGAAGUCUGGCGAACCCGUUUUCAAGGUGAAUCCAAAUUCGGGCCUCAUCACGACUGCCGUCUGCUGCCUAGACAGAGAGACGACGCCGGAGUACCACAUCCAGGUCUCUGCUACUGACGGAGGAGGACU